Messenger RNA from Patella vulgata (common limpet), 3118 nucleotides. RefSeq lists its product as uncharacterized. The record is from RefSeq and is a predicted model, not a curated record. Gene Ontology annotation, molecular function: GTP binding. NCBI's taxonomy places the organism in Eukaryota, Metazoa, Mollusca, Gastropoda, Patellidae. The coding region runs from base 107 to 1897 and encodes 596 amino acids. The transcript is spliced from 5 exons.
CAGAACUGUAAUAUACGAUCUAUGAUUGCAGGUCUUCACCAGAACGCACCGUGACUAGCUCACAGCUUGACGUGUAAUUAACAUACCGUACAUCCAAACUAUCCGUAUGAAUACUAAUAUGGCUGAUGAUGACAAGAUUAGAAAUGGUUCAAAUGAAGAAACAAAUGAUGAGAUAAGAAUAGUGGCAGUUGGUAAAACAGGGGCUGGUAAAAGCACCCUGGGGAAUGCGUUGAUAGGAGAAGGAUCAUUUGAAGUAGGAGAAUACAGUGAAUCUGAAACCAGUGAAACCACAACAAAGGAAGGUACGUGGAAUGGUCACAAAGUUAAAUAUGCAGACACCCCAGGGCUGUUUGAUACUAAAGCAAGGGUUGAUGAAGUCGACAAAGAGAUUGGUAAAUCUGUCGAACAGUUGUCUCCUGGUCCCGAAGUUGUUUUAUAUAUUAUAAACACUGACAAUAAAUUCACUUGUGAAGAAUUAGUUGCUUUUAAUGGGUUAAACCGCAUAUUUGGAAAUACGGUUCUACAAUACACGAAUGUUGUGUUUACUCUCAGAAAGAGACGAUCUAACCGAGAGGAAUAUGAAAAGAAGUAUAUUGAAAAAGCAAACCAAGAUCUGAAAACGGUAUUGGAAAAAUGCUUGAAUCGGUACAAAUUCAUUUACCACGAGAAUGGAACCGAUUCCAAAUCCGAUGUUGAUGAGAUUAUGGGACAGGCUUUUACACUGAAGAAGGCUAAUCACAAGAAACACUAUGAUAGCGGAAUGUAUGAUCAAGCUGUAAAACAAGUCGAAGAACAGAAGAAACAAGAGGCCGACGAAAAGUUAGCAAAAGAGAAGAAAGAAAAUGAAUUUAAAAAGAUUAAAGAAGAGAAUAAGCGUUUGGAAAAAGAGCGGGAGGAAGACAACAUAAAGCAAUUAAAAUUCAAGAACCAAACGUUACAAGCGAUGGAACGUGCUGAAAUCGCGGGGCUAGUUUGUCAACUGAAAUUAUACAGAUACACUGUAAAAACUUAUGAUGAACAUGUAGAAAACGUUACAAAUGGAUUAAGCCAUGCCCUUAAAUCGUUAACUGAAAACAGUCAAUAUGAUAGGGCAGGACAGGUAAUAAGUUCUCUGGGUAAUAUGGUCACAUCUACCUGUGGAGUACUGGGUGUAGUAACUGGACCACUUGGUGUCGGUGUAACGGUUGCACCAAGUGUUAUUGGCUUUUUGGCAUCCCUAUAUUUCAAAACAACUUCUGACGCUUUAACAGAAAAGGUAUGUAACAUUUCGCAUGCCGACGAGAAGCAUCUCGCCGAUAUAAGUACACAGGAAAAUAUAAUCCUGAAGCUGAUAAUAAAUCUGUGGUCUGAGAGACUAAAGUCAGAUAUACUUCAUGCAAUAGGUAGUACACAAAAACUUAAAUAUCGAUUACAGACCUUGUUAGAACAUCAAAACACUGAUUCGAAAUUUAAAUUUGUAUGUCAGGAAAUCCAGAGAGCACUAACUGGUGUUGCUGGAAUAUCAAAUGCCACUAAACAAUUGACGACAACUACGACUAUAUAUGCGGAAACUGAUAAAACGAUUCAAUCUGUGGCGAUUAGAACAGCGACUGAUAAAACAGGAAAAUCUGUGACCGAACAAACAAUGCAAAAUAUGCCAUAUAAAGAAACGGAAAUUUUCAGAGUUAAAAAAACCCCAGAAGCAUGUCCUGCGCAAACUGCUAUAUUUGCUUUGGGAUUGGUCAUCGAUGCAAAAAAAGUAUACGAUAACACGCUUGAUUAUAAAGAACCUGAAAUAUUUAAAAAAAUAAACGUGAACAUAGAUGAGAAUAAAAAAACUCGAAAUAUUUUAGGGGAUCUAAUGUCGGAGAUAGAUCAUGUUAUCACACAACUAACCGACACAAAUCCUGGGGCAUAGAGUAUAUAUUGUUACACCUGUGAGUUGUUUAAGCUUCAUUUGCAAACUUCCCAGGUUUUUAUGUUUAACCGUUCGUUAAAGGUAUAUUUCAAAAUAUUUGAUGACAUAAUGCAAUCAAUUCUACUAUUCGGUUCACAAAUAUGGGGGCAUACAUAUAGACACGAUAUAGAUAAAGUACAUUCUUCGUUUUGCAAAUUCAUUCUAGGUAUCUAUAAAUCUGCCUCAAGUGGCUGUGCACUGGGAGAGUGAGGCAGAAACUGUAUCAGUGUCUUUUAUAUGACCGCAUGUAUUAAGCACUGGUCUUGUUAUUCUCCUUUUGGGUUUUUUUUUGUCCAAUCUGCAAGUGACAUAAAAUGUUUUUAUAUCUGAAGUCAAGCAGCGACUAAAAGAUAUAAAUAUGCAGGAAUGGUCAGCAAGUUUAGCCCAAUCCGAAAGUCUGAGUACUGAUGCUGAUUUUCACAAACACUUUGUCAAGAAAAUUACAUGACUUGUUAGUUAAGCAUUCACAAAAUUACGAGGCAAAGAUUAAACUUGUUGCCCAUUGCUACCACCCUAUUCAGGAAAAGCACUAUUAAAAGUCAAAUAUGUCCACUUUCCAGUAAAGGAAACCAGACAGCCUUUUACUUUCUUUUUUAAUGCCGUAAUCUGACAUAUUUCAGAGAUAAAUACCGUUCAUCCUUAUUCGGAGCAGAUUGUUAUCUCCCUUAUGUAUUAGAUGAAAUUGGCCAAGCAUCUGACAGUUGUCUGCUCUCAUCUAUUGCAAACUUUAUUUACGAGACUCUAGAUCUGAAAGAAUAGCUUGUUCACCCCUACACCUUUAUAUAUUUAUAUGCAGCCAAAUUAUUUAUAUGCUGCUUUAUUGUCACCGACCUUAAAUACUGAAUAAUCUUAUUAUUUUUAUUACUUCCAUAAACAGAAAUAUAUCGAGUAACGCAAUCAUUGUAUGCGUAGUUAUUUCUUAGGCCCCGAAAACUUAAACGCCAGACUUCAGAAAACUGCCGCUGUAUAAUUAUAUUACACUGACUGUAACAUUGUUUUUUAAAGACUAUGUUUGCCUAGUUACAUUUUGUGUUUUAAAAGACCAACUUGUGUGACUACCAAACUGAUUAUUUCAUAAAUAGAUAAAAGGGGCUAUUUGUCCGACUGAAAGUCGUCACGGUAUGAAACGACACCAUGUCAAACCUAUGGAAGCCUAUUGCGGCCAUUUCAGAAUCUCGUCUU